Messenger RNA from Dictyostelium purpureum, 1191 nucleotides. RefSeq lists its product as uncharacterized. The transcript has a single exon. Bases 1 to 1191 code for a protein of 396 amino acids. NCBI's taxonomy places the organism in Eukaryota, Evosea, Eumycetozoa, Dictyosteliales, Dictyosteliaceae. The record is from RefSeq and is a predicted model, not a curated record. Gene Ontology annotation, molecular function: phosphatidylinositol kinase activity. Gene Ontology annotation, biological process: phosphatidylinositol metabolic process.
AUGAAUAAAGACAUCGAAUUAUUACAAGUUAUUGGAGAAAAUGUUGAUAGAAAUCAUCCUAGUUGGAAUUUAAUAUUUGAUAUUCAACACGGAUUAAGAAAUUCUAUAACGAUAGAUGGUGACUCAAACAAUUCCACCAAACCAACCAAUCCAAACGAAAUUAAAAUGUUUUACUCAACAGGUAAAGCACAGUUCUUUAAACAUCCAGUAGAUGACAAUUUCAAGGAUCAAUUGUCGUUCAAAUUCAAAAUCUACCAACCUAAUGCAUUCAAAUAUCUAAGAAAACUAUUUAAUAUUAGUAUUGAAGAGUUUAAAAGUUCAUUUUGCUCACAAGAGAAUCCACUACGGGAACUAUCAUCCCCAGGUAAAAGCGGAUCAUUUUUUUAUUUUUCAAAUAAUAUGAAAUAUAUUAUAAAAACUAUCUCUAAAGACGAAUCAAAGCUAUUAAGAAAGAUAUUACCUCAAUAUAUUCAACAUAUUGAGGAUAAUCCAUUGACAUUAUUACCUCGUUUUUAUGGUAUGUUUAGAGUAGAAGGUGUCCAUCAUUCAAAUAAAAUUAGAUUCAUCAUUAUAGACAAUCUAUUUCCAGCAAACAAGAAAAUAUCAUUACGUUUUGACUUAAAGGGUUCCCAUCAAGAUAGAGAGACUAAAAAUAAACCAAAUAAUUUAGAUAAUAUAACAUAUAAAGAUAUCGAUUUUUUAAAUGAUAAUUUAAAAAUUAAAAUUGAAAAUCAAGAUACAAAAAACCAAUUUAUAAAUCAAAUCAAAAAAGACUCAAAAUUUUUAAAAUCAUUAAAUAUCAUGGAUUAUUCAUUAUUAGUUGGUAUACAUUAUUGCAAUAAUAAUAGUAUCGAAGAACCAAUAAUUGAAAGUGGUAGUAGUAAUAGCGGUAGCACUGAUCAAAUAAAGCUGAGCGAAAUAAAAUCAAAAAUAUUAAUAAAUUCAUCAUUAUUACAAUUAUCUUCCUCACAAUCAUCAUCAAUAUCAACAUCAAUUGAAAAUAACUUUGUUGAAAAAGAAAUAAUCUACUAUAUUGGUAUAAUUGAUAUUUUGGUAUUAUAUAAUUUUAAAAAAAAAUUUGCACAUUUUUACAAAACAAUUAAAUAUGGAACAAAAUCAGAAAUUUCAACGAUUGCCCCCCAAAAGUAUUAUAAAAGAUUCAAAAGGUUUAUUAUUGGCCUAAUAGAGUAA